Molecule: messenger RNA, 5578 nt
Organism: Xenopus laevis (African clawed frog)
Lineage: Eukaryota; Metazoa; Chordata; Amphibia; Anura; Pipidae
Gene: sycp2.S
Product: synaptonemal complex protein 2-like
Exons: 44
Coding region: 572-5041 (1489 amino acids)
Source: RefSeq, a predicted model, not a curated record
AAAAAUGUAGGCUAAAUGCAAUUGGAUUUGAAUACUGUACUAAAAGUAAAAAGUAUAAAGAUGUUUAAAGGGUGUCUAUUGCUAAAAAAAUCUGUCAUGCCCCACCCCCUGGACUGACAGACCCAGCUGUGUUCAGUAAAACAUAAUUUAAAAACCAUUAAAUGUAAUGAAAACUGGACGCAGAGAACUGUCAUAUCCUAAUGACAAUCAUAAAGCUGAGGACUGCCGCCAUUACAGUCUGCUGAGCAGUCUCGCUCCUUCCACACAGAGUCUGCGCAUUGUCAGGCUGAAGCUGAUUGGAGAGUAAGACGGGUAAGCUCAAACAGUGCAGGGGGGAGAUGCUGGGAUGAGUGGGAAUCUGCGCAGUGUCAGGCCGAAGCUGAUUGGACAGUAAGACGGGUAAGCUCAAAGAGUGCAGGGGGGAGGAGCUGGGUGAGAGGCGGAGGAGGAGGAGGCGGGAAGUCAAAUUGAAGAUAUGAUCCUGUCAGUCACGGUUCUAGUUGAGAUAUUAUAGGGAGUGGAUGUUUGUUCCUCAGCAGCACAUUCGCUUCUCAGUGGUAAUAUCAUCCUCAUGAUGCCUCCCACACAUGAAUCUCAGUUAGAAGUAAAUAUCGACCAUGCCUUGAGGACAAGAGGACCAGACCUUCGACCCCUAAAAGCAUUUUUGCUGAGUGAAUCUUGUGCUGGCGCAUCCCAGAAAUGCAGCAAAUUCCUCCUUGGAAAACUUGACAAACUGAUAUGCAGGGAGCUUGAUAACAGGGAAGUAAAGGAAGCAUCACUGGUUCUAAAUGUAAUACACAAAUUUGCCAGCUGUAUGACAUUAAAUAAUGAGGAAUGGCUGACUGCUUCCGUAAAACAGGGACUUGUUGAGAAGAUGAUUAUUUGGUUUGAAAAGUCAACAGAUCUUUUUGCUUAUGGCGAAAAACAGAAAAAUGAAACAAUGAUCAACUUUGCUGAAGAUUUUUUUGAUGUUGUUAUGCUCAUUCAUGACCACAGCAGUGAAGGAAAAAUGCAAAUACUGGAACAUUUUCUUGUCAGGGUAUGUUCCUUAAUAUCCAACACUGCAAUAAAUAUCUUCAUUAAACAAGAGGCAGCACGAAAGCUGAAUUUAAUGCUGGACACCAUGCCUGUGGGUGCCAGGAACACAAUCCUUGUCACAGAAGAGAUUACUUCUGCCAUGACAUCUAUGGCUAGGAGAAUAUUAGAUAUUGGAGAUUAUGAUUUGCAAGUGGCGAUCACAGAAGCUUUGUGCCGAAUGGCAUCAGCAACACAAAGAGGAGAACUCGCUACUUUGUGGUUUCCCAUGGAAUUUGUCUCUGAAGCAUUCAAAGGAAUAAAGGAUUCUGAAUUUGAAACUGACUGUAGGAAAUUCCUUAAUCUGAUCAAUGGAAUUUUGGGAAACAAACAAAGUGUUGUUACCAUGCCUUGUCUGUCUGCAUAUCUCAACAACCACAAGCUCCAGAUACCAUGUGAUGAAAAGCUGGAAGAAUUCUGGAUUGAUUUUAAUACUGGAACCCAAAGCAUUUCCUUCUAUGUUUCAACAGACACAGCAGAGGAUCAUCAGUGGGACACAGUUUGCAUGACAGACAGUGAUGUGAUUGUGUACAGUAUUGAAGAAGUAGACAACAACAAGUUACUAACAGUAGAUCUGAAAGCUCCAAUUGCUAUUGGUCAAUAUGAAGGCAAGCAAAUACGCAUAUACUUCAGUUCUCCUUUGGAUAUUUUGGAUGCUACUAGGAGAGUGUUUGCUGCACAUAAGGAUAAGGGGUUUAUUAAAAAACAAACCGUGUCAGAAGCAGAAACAACAGUACGUAUCAUAUUUGAAGACAGUGGAUCUCAGGUCCUUCUUUCUGAAAGCCAAGGGUCCAUUUCUUCUAUAAAGCCUGUGACUGAAACAGAUGUCAGAGACAUUGCAGGGAAAAACCAACCUUCCUCUGCCACUCAGAGCCUCCAUCAAACUACAUGUAGCAAUGAGCAUGACUUUAACACUUCAAAGUUUGCAACUCCUCUUAAAAGUAAAGUUUCAGAAGUAUCAAUGGUUGUUCCUGCUUCUACUGAACUGAAGACAAACAAAGCAGCAAACAACGCGUGUAGGAAACUUAGGAUAAAACCUCCCUUAGAAAUGGUAAGGUCUACUGAAAGAAACACUCUUCCACUAUAUGAAACCCGAGGUGGGUCUCCGUGCAGCAACAGAACACAUAAACUGCCAAAGCAUCGAUCCAGUGCAGAGAAUACAGAUGCUGCAUAUACAUCCGAAGACAUAAAUAAACUCCUGAAAGAUGAAUCAAAUGAGAUUGUGCCAGACACACAAUUUUGUGCCACAAAGGAUCCACCUUUACUGUUUGGUGUCACUAAGAGAUCUGUGAAUCAACAAGAAAGGAACAAAAAGCAGGAAAACUGGAGAGGUCUCAGAGAUAGAGUAAGCAUAUCGUCUGGAUAUAUUGCUAAUCAAGAAAAGAUCAGCAGUCUCCAUGUCAAGCAGCAAUUAGUAUCUGUAGGAGAGCAAUCUCUAAAACAAACAGGUAAACAGAACAAAACAGAAAUGCAGCAUGUACAGGCACAUACAGAUAAAAAUAAGAAGAAAGGUCUGGCCAGUGUUUCCAAACUGCCUCCAUCUAAAGGCCUCACAAGAGCUAAAUGCAGGAAUGAUACUGAAAAGGACUUUGUUUCCAAGCCGGACACAAAUUUGAAAAUGGAGAGCACUAGAGCUAAUGAAAUAUCCGCAACUCAAGCAAAGGAAACGUCUGCUAAAAAAUGUAACCAGCCCAGUGGAAGGAAGGGGAUGAUUUAUCAAAGAUCAUCAGAAUCAGGCAUUGUGAAAUGCUGUGACAAACGCAUGAAAGAAAAACCUAAAGAGAUGACAGACACAGCCAACUUGUUCAUUAAGAACAUCAGAAGAAAAUACACCGGGGAGACUGAGGAGAAUAAAAGAGAAGAGACCGUGUUUGAGAGGAAAAAUAGCAAUAAACAUUCCCUGCACACAAACAAGGAUCAAAAUAGAACAAGAGGCUUCAACCUGAACAGCACUAAAGAUUUUCAGACAAAGACAAAGGAGCUGUGGAAUGAUGUUUAUAAUUUCCAGAUUAGCGCAAUUGAUAAUCCAACAAUAAAUCUUGGGAUAUCAUCAGCAACUUUGUCAGAGAAGAUGAGCAACAAAGCUCUGGCCAGUUGUUUGAAAUCAAGUAAAGACAAGCAGAAGGGGAUGGCAAACACAGAGAAAAAGGCUAAAGAUCACCGUAAGCAUCUGUUCAGUGAUUCUGAUACUGAGAGAGGGGCUGAUGAGACUAAAACUGAUGUUAGCUGGUUACAAGAGCCACAAAGCAAAAAGAAACAUAAUAUAAGCUAUAAAAGGCAAAAAGCACAGAAGAAACAAGACCAAGCCAUGCCAAACAAGAUGAUGCCAAUAACAAAAAACAGUUCAUCAGAGCCAAAUAUAGGCAAGAAAUCAUAUAAUACAAGUGAAGGCAAUAAGAGUGAUAAGCUCAAGCGUCCUAGGAGAGCAACCAUCAAAAGCACCAACUAUAAAGAUCUCUCCAACUCUGAGUCAGAAACUGAGGUGCCUGUUCCAUCCCUUAAAAGAGAGGAACCUGUAAGUGGCAAGUUUGAAAUAUAUAAAGCACAAAAGGAUCUGGUGAAAAAAAUGAAAAACUUUGAAAAGAAUAAUCUCAAAAACGCUCAAAAGAAAUGUUUGGAGAAUGAAACCCAAAAACAUAGCAAGGUCACAACUAGGAACCAACAGGAACCUACCUACUCCCCACCAGCAAGUCCUGCUCCUUCUGUCGAGCAACUAAGAUCCAAAGAAUAUGAUUCUGAUCCACAACUAUCACCUGUGCAUCAGACAUUUGUAAGACGGUCUUCUCCUUCGUUGUCUGUCUCAUCCUCAUUGAAAGCAACUCCAGAAAAAUCUAAGGACAUUAAAGGAACAACAUUUUGUACAACAGAAAUAAAAUACAUGCACCACCAAUGGACAGAGUCCAGCAACAAGUCUGGAACCAGGACCAGAAAGUGUGAUUCCAGCACAAGUGGAAAAGGAACAACAUCUUCAAUUUACAGCCUGGUUUCCAAGCCCACACCGAGUCAUUUUACCUUGGAUCAGUCUCUUGUCAAUACAAAUAUUGAAAUUUCUGCCACAGAGGUAAUGGCCAGAAAGCAGAUGGAUGAAGUGGGUGGCACACUGACAAAGAGUGAUGUGAAACAACACUAUAUUGGGGACAGUAGGCAGCCUGGGCCUGGAACAAGAAUACUAAGCACUGAGGUGCAUAGUACUAGCACCAAAGUAUCUGUGAAAAGCCUGAAGCGAAACCACAAUGAUUUCAGCAUCCAUGAUGACAUAAACCCUGAAUGCGAUGAACAUGAAAAUACGGGAUUCCGUGGGAAGCACAAAAAACGCAAGCUACUUCCACGAAAACUGUUUCAGUCUCCUGAUAAAGGAAUCAGCACCUGCAGAGGUUCAGAGACCCUGUCCACACUGUCAGGAAAUGAGGCCUCCAAUACAGGCUUGGAUAACUGGGAAGAGAGUGGAGCUGAAGUAGGCUUAAUCUGCCAGCAAAUCAGCAGGGAGUUUACUAGAAAGGUGCAGAACCGUUCCAGAAAAAUGGAUUCUUUCACAAAACAGUCUCUAAAAUCAGUUCAGCACCAUGUGACAUCUUUGGGGGUGCAGGUUCGAGACUUCAGAAUAAAGGGCCUGGACCAAUUCCAACAAACCAUCAUAGAAGAGAUUGAAAAGUUUGAAAAAGAUUCUCAGGCCCUGAAAAAUAUGGAAAAGGAUUUUACAGCUUUCUGGAAAAAUCAAAUGCAAGCGCUCAGUGUAUAUCAUCAGAAUGAACAAAAGAGAAUCCAUCAGCUCAGAUCCUUAUUUGAGAAUAACACAUUUCAGAAUGUGGAAUACGAGGAAGACAUUUUUAAUUCUGAGAUGCAUCUUAUGAAAGACGACAUGAAGCAGUUUCAAGAAAGACUUCUCAAAGAAAUGCAAGAAGAGGAGCUACACAGUGUGCGGAGGGGUCUGCAGUCUCUUUUCAUGGCUGGAGCAAGGAAUCUAUAACACAAGGCCUGCACAACCCAUCAGGUUUAUUUUUGUUGCUAAAUCUGAUUGUACAAUGAUGUUGGCCUCCUCUUGUGUAAAAUGUUACUGUUUAUGUUUCUCCCAUUGCUGUUACCUGUACAAUUUUAAACUAUGGCUGAUUGUUAUUAGCUGCAAAUAAACACAAAUUCUGUGUUCUGACAGAACACCCAAAUAAGGUUAAGAUUAUUAAAAGAUUAGUGCUCCUACAUGGAGACUAAGAAAUAAGAUUUUAUUGCAUCUUUACUAAUAACUGGCUUUUACUUAACUUCCUAAUGUGUUUCAUAUUGUAACUGAGUUACACAAUUAUUUAGGAACAAAACAUAUACUUGCCUUUGCCCUUAUUAACAAAAACCGCACACGAAUGUUUAAAAUAAAGAUGCGACAUGUUAUAAAAUAUUUCACUGUUUUGUCCUGCGCAGUAUUGUCUUCUCAGAAGUAAUCCACACAAAGGAUGGAAUUUAAAUUGAAUUCAAAAAGGGCAACUACGGAUACAUUAUAAGUUUAUUUAAGGGAAAU